AUGAACACCAACUACCAGCCCUACCAUCCAGCUCAUGCCCAAGAGAACAAGGAGCAGUUCAAUCAGGGCAUGUACACCACGUAUCAACCAUAUCACCCUGCUUUCGCUCAAGAGAGUAAAGAACAAUUCAAUCAGGCUCCUCCGCCCUUCGCCGCCAAUUCACCAGCGUGGAAUGGCCAAGCCUACGUAAAUCAAGUACCAUACAACGCGAACGCCGCUCCUGCCUCGAUCAAUGCGGUACCUCACAAUCACGGGGUCCUCCCACUACCAAACACGACUGUUUUGAAAUCUAGCCGUUUGGUCUCUCCUAUCUCGUUUGGAACUUCGAUCACAUGGAUUGUCUUAGGUGGUAUAUGUGUCAUCGCUGCUAUUGCCAUGAUGGUCGUCAAUGGUGGCGCAUAUCCUGGAGGAAUCGGUCUACUGGCGGCCGGUCUGAUAUGGUUGGCCAGCGGGACCGUUUGGCUAGUCAUGAUCAAGGUUCACCGUUCCCGCCAGAAGAAGCAAGGCAUUCCUAGCUGA
This is a messenger RNA of Kockovaella imperatae, 519 nucleotides long. RefSeq lists its product as hypothetical. The coding region runs from base 1 to 519 and encodes 172 amino acids. The record is from RefSeq and is a predicted model, not a curated record. NCBI's taxonomy places the organism in Eukaryota, Fungi, Basidiomycota, Tremellomycetes, Tremellales, Cuniculitremaceae. The transcript has a single exon.